UGACUGCAUUGCAGAUAAGCCAGUGAGAGUGCAUUUUUGUCCAAUCUAUACCAUGCAUAGAGCAGAGGAUAAGAAGCUGAUGGGCAGAAUAUGUGUUUAGCUGUGUCUCGUUAAUUGUAUGUGGUUGCAGUUUUACACAGGCCUAAAAAUAUGCAAUUUCUCUUCAAUAUAGCAGCAAAUUUACAGACAUCCUACACAGACUUUUAACUCAAAGGAAUUUGUGACUUCACCUGCCUCUCAACAAGGAUCAUGUCUUGUCGUGAGUAUAUGCCAGCUCCAGCGUGUCUCAUCGAAAAUGAUGAAAAUGGGAAGCUGUGUGUGAGGAAAGAUGCUAAAGUCAUUCUGGAUGGGAUCAAGGAGCCGGUGGUGGUGGUGUCUGUGGUGGGACUCUACCGUACGGGGAAGUCCUACCUUAUGAACCGCCUGGCAGGACAACAGUCCGGCUUUGCUCUCGGCAACACCGUUGAGUCAAAGACCAAAGGCAUCUGGAUGUGGUGUGUCCCUCAACCCAAAAAAGAAGGACACACUCUGGUGCUGCUGGACACAGAGGGACUGGGUGAUGUGGACAAGGGAGACUCUAAGAAUGACGGCUUAUUUUCUCUGGCCGUUCUGCUCAGCAGCACUCUGGUGUACAACAGCCGCGGCACCAUCGAUAACAAUGCAGUGGAAAAUCUGCACUACAUAACUGAGCUCACCGAGCAGAUCAAGAUCAGAUCGACAGAAGCUGCAGACGAGGAGGAAGAGGAGGAUUCUCAGUUUGUGCAGUUUUUCCCAUCAUUUAUCUGGGUGGUUAGAGAUUUCACCUUGGAACUGGAAAUUAAUGGAGAAACAGCAACAGAGGAUGAGUACCUUGAGUUUGCCCUCCAGCUGAAGAAAGGUGUGGGUAAGAAAAAGAGUGACUACAAUCUGCCCCGUGAAUGUAUCCGACAGUAUUUCCCUAGCCGGAAGUGUUUUGUGUUCCCGAUUCCUGUUACCUCCCAGAAAGACAUGACACACCUAGAGAGCUUACAAGAGCAGGACCUUGCUCAAGCAUUUCUGGAGGUCACAGGUCAUUUCUGUGACCACAUUUUUUUCAAUAGUGCUGUGAAAACACUGAAAGGAGGACACAGAGUUACUGGUAAAUUGCUCGGGCACCUGGUUGAGAUUUAUGUGGAUACAAUCAGCAGUGGGAAGGUGCCCUGUCUGGACAAUGCAGUGGUUGUUCUGGCAAAUGUAGAGAACCAGGCAGCUGUUCAAGAAGCUAUGAAAGUGUAUCAGACUGGGAUGGAAGAGGUGAAGAAAACAUUCCCAGUCACUAUAGAUAAUAAUACCUGUGAGCACCAGAAAUUCAGCAGUCUAGCCAUUUCUGAGUUCAUGAAAUGCUCAUUCAACGAUGAAAAGGGGCAAUACCUGAAAAAAAUGGAGGAAGCUGUAAACAUGUACUACGUACACUUGCUGGAAGAGAAUAAGACGAAAUCAGAAAGAAAGUGUCAAGAUCUGCUGAAUAAUCUGUUCUCUGACAUGAAUAAACGGCUGCAGAAUGGAGAGUACAGUCAGUCUGGAGGACAUGAUUUCUACUGCAGAGACAGAGACGCCAUUGUUGAACAGUACCGCAGAGAACCCAACAAAGGUGUAUCGGCUGAGGCUGUGCUGACUGUGUUUCUGAAUGAGCGAGGAGCUAAAGCAAACACCAUCCUCUGCGCAGACACAAAACUCACUGAAAUUGAGAAACAAAUUAAAGAGGAGAAGGAGAAUGCGGCUCUGUUGAAACAGAAAUGUAAAGAGGAAGAGGAGAAACGAAUUGAGAGUGAACAAAUGAAUGCGGCAGAGAAUAAGCGACAUGAGGACAGGGUUAGGCAGAUGGAGGAGAAGUUCAAGAAGGAGCUGGAACAGCGGCAGCAGGAAAAGGACAGAGCCAUUGAGAGCAAACUGAAGGAGCGGGAGGAGAUGCUAAAAAAAGGCUUUGAGGAGAGAGCUACAAAUCUUAAAGAAGAAAUCAACAAGUUACAAAAUGAAAAGAAACACCUAGGUGCUGGUGGCGGUGCCAUUUUUAAGGAUUAUGUGAUGCCAUUUCUCUGUCCUCUUUUAGAAAUGGUUCCCAACCUCCUUAUGCAGAGAUCAAUGAUUAAAUGCCUCAAAGGUUGA
Molecule: messenger RNA, 2124 nt
Organism: Rhinichthys klamathensis goyatoka
Lineage: Eukaryota; Metazoa; Chordata; Actinopteri; Cypriniformes; Leuciscidae
Product: guanylate-binding protein 1-like
Molecular function (GO): GTP binding; GTPase activity
Source: RefSeq, a predicted model, not a curated record